Strongylus vulgaris is the source of this 423-nucleotide messenger RNA. The record is from the annotation of a GenBank genome assembly. Lineage: Eukaryota; Metazoa; Nematoda; Chromadorea; Rhabditida; Strongylidae.
AUGUCGGAGGAGGCUGCAACCACUCCACCCGUCAUAGCUGAAAAUGGGGAAAAAUCGGCGGAAACUGAAGUCACAUCGAAAAUGGCCGAUGUGAAGAUAGAAGAGAAGGUGGAGGAGAAGAAGGAAGAAGUGAAGGAAACCGCCGAUAGUUUUCCGCAAGGCGACCAGGACGUGAAGAGUGAUCCGAGAGAGAAUGGGGAUGACGGCUUCCAUACUCCGGAAGCAACCGAUGAGGUGCAGAAAGAGGAUGCCAUAAAGGAGAACAAAGAAGGUGAGACCAAGCUUGAUGACGAUGAAAUCGAGGACAAUCCUGCGUACAUUCCCAGAAAAGGCAGAUAUUAUAUGCACGACUCUCGUGAUGCUGAGGAAGAAGUAGAGGAGGAAAAAAGAACCAGUAGAGCCGAUGGGACCUGGAAACAUGAC